UGUCAUUGGGCGUUUGUAAAUUCAGUUGCAGCGAGCAACAGCGACUCUUUCGUACCAUUCGCAAAUCGAAUCGAUCGUCUGCUUCGGAAUAAGUAUGGUCAUCUGACAGCCAACGAUCGGAAGCUGAUAUCCGCCUCGCUGGUUAACGUUAAAACGCUUACGAGCUUUAGUGAACUACGCGCAUUCUUCUUGGCGCUUGCAACUCAGAACAAGACUCUGGCAUCACAGUCUUCCUUCGACAAGGUUUGA
Gongylonema pulchrum is the source of this 249-nucleotide messenger RNA. Lineage: Eukaryota; Metazoa; Nematoda; Chromadorea; Rhabditida; Gongylonematidae. The record is from the annotation of a GenBank genome assembly.